Molecule: messenger RNA, 1413 nt
Organism: Acanthaster planci (crown-of-thorns starfish)
Lineage: Eukaryota; Metazoa; Echinodermata; Asteroidea; Valvatida; Acanthasteridae
Product: low-density lipoprotein receptor-like
Source: RefSeq, a predicted model, not a curated record
UCAACGAAGAAACGACUUAUCCAACCUAUGACACUACACUUCAGCUUCAGAAAUCCAUAGCAGACAAACUGGACCCGGCCAAAAUUUUCCCAAACGACGCUCUUAUGUAGGUGCAAUUCUGGAAAUACAUACGUGAGCACCAUGUGGCACGGAGAAGUCCCGAAACUGCUUCUCCUGGUCGUUAUUUGUAUUUCUGUCGCUGACUUCGUGGAUUCACAGACCAGUGCGGCUACUCCGCCGUGCUCCCUGCAAGAGUUUGAUUGUGGAGACUCAGUCUGUAUUCCCAGCGACUGGCAGUGCGACGGCUACUGGGAUUGUGGUGAUGGAAGUGAUGAACUCGAUUGUGGCAAGACCGUUUUCAUCGGAGCCACUGAGGACAUUCGCAUAGAACCCCCUGGAUACCCAUGGAACGAACACUGGAGAUUCAAGAAUUUCACCUGGAUUAUUCAAACUGAACUAGACCGAAAAAUUCUAAUAAAAUUCCACGAUUUUGACACCAGACAUGAGGAAGGUCUCUUUUUGGCUGGAGAUGGUAGCCCUGAAAACGGUAGCCCGUUUUUCAGGUGGAGCUGGAUCAAGUUGCCUUCUGACAUUCUAUCUAAUGGAAGUGCGAUGUGGUUGAGGUUCACUUCAUAUUAUGGUUAUUCACGAAGGGGCUUCAGUCUAACAGCUACAAGCGUACCCCUGACGGAAACCUUGGAGUGUAGCUCAAAUCAGUUUGACUGCGGCCAUUCAGUCUGUCUUAAACUCGGUUGGAAAUGUGACUUAGUGACUGACUGCAUCGACGGCCUCGACGAAAUGAACUGCGACAUUCCUCUGGUGAUAGAUCUUGGCGCAGAUGAAACAGUCGAGAUAACUUCACCCUUUUUCCUCCAACAAUCUGUGGGAUAUGAUGACAUGAAGUGGAUUAUCCAAACGGAGGAAGACCACAAGAUUUGGAUUACCUUUAGAGCACUACGCCUUCAAUAUUACGAACAGCUCAGGGUUGGUGACGGGAACGACACCUCUGGCUACCAAAAUAUGUUCUUUGAGGCAAUAUAUUCCACUAGAGAUACACCGGAUUUGCUGUCUUUCUCAAGUUCAGUAUGGCUGACGAUCAAGUCGCAGAGACGGUCUUCUUCGUAUUAUGGAUUUGGGUUGUCUCUCUCAGCAGUUAGCGUCCCAUCUACUGAAUUCAUCAAUUGUUCAUCUAAAUCUGAGUUUGAUUGCGGACACUCUGUUUGUAUUGGACGAUGGCAGAGGUGUAAUAAUUAUGCUGACUGCUUGGAUGGACGGGAUGAACAGGAUUGUGAAAAUCUAUGUACCCCCUGGGAAUUUCAUUGUGGGCAGUCGCAUUGUAUCAGCGGAUUACGACAGUGCGACGGCAGCGAGGAUUGCUCUGAUGGAAGGGACGAAGUCAACUGUGGUAAUUAA